Molecule: messenger RNA, 2021 nt
Organism: Lepisosteus oculatus (spotted gar)
Lineage: Eukaryota; Metazoa; Chordata; Actinopteri; Semionotiformes; Lepisosteidae
Source: RefSeq, a predicted model, not a curated record
AUGAAUCUCCUCGCUGUACUGACCAUUCUAUCAGACCCAUCUACACCUGGUCUUCAGAGUCCUGGGAAUGUUUCUGUCCAGCUGUCAUCCUCGGCUACUAUCUGCUGUUCCUACUCUGCAGACUAUGAGAGCAAUAAGAAAUACUGGUGUAGAGGAGCUAAACACGCAAACUGUUCCACUGUUGUGAACACUGAGGACCACCAGAGAGAAGGCAGGACUUCAAUCCGAGACGACCCGGCCCAGAGAACCUUCACCGUUACUAUCAGUGACCUCAGCCUGGAGGAUGGAGGCUGGUACUGGUGUGGAAUAAAGAGAUCAUUUUCUCUUAAGGAUGAACUAGCUCCUGUCUUCCUCACUGUGACAGAUUCGAGACCCACAGAUACAAAACUAGGGACGACUACAUCACAAGAUGGAACAGAAAUAACCACAGGAGACCCCACUGAGAUGUCCCCUGUGACCAGUGGGUACACGACAAUGACUGCAGCUCACAUUCAUCCUGCUACUGAGGAGCCCAGGGGGUCUUAUACCAGCCGUUCUGAUGAAGAGCCCAGAAAUAAUACAGUGCUGACAGCGCUCGGAGCCUGCUUUGGAGCUCUGCUGUUCCUGUGCUGCCUGACAGUCCUGAUCGUAUUAAAGAUUAAAGAUAAAAGACGGAAAGAGGCUGUAAGGAACAGUUUAAAGCAAUCCUGUGUGACUGGUGCGAAGGUCCUUUCUGGCUCUUCGAGGAAGCAGUCAGAUCACUGCUGCCUGCUGGUGAAGCAACUGCAGCUUCCAGGUCUCAAGGAGAUGAAGAUGCAACUCUUGGAGCUACUUCUGUUUCUAAAUUUCGGUCCACUUUUUUCCGUAGGUCAGCUGAUAACCUACUCCAUUAACCAAGGACAAGAUUUUCAAAGGUUAUUUACACAUGACAAUUACCACACACACUAUGGGAAAUACUGCUGCAAACAGACACAAAGCAGAUGCACCGUGUUUAUCAACACAAAAGGAUUUAUAGCUAAUGAAUACUGGAGCAGAGCAAGAAUAAAGCAAUACAGUGGAGCAAUAGAACUAAUAAUAAGAAAUGUCCAGAAGAGAGAUACCGGCGUUUACCGAUGUGGAGUAGAUGGAUUCAAUCUACAUGUCAAUUUUCAUCUACAAAUUGCAGCUCCAGAAACUCAAACACCUCCCAGAACAGCAGCCCCUGCCAGCACGGUCAAAACCACCACACUGGUCACAGCUGGGUUACAGAACCAGAGUCCGGACAACAGAGACCAAGAAUACAAGUGGGUAAUUCCUCUGGCAGCCACUCUAGCUGUGUUGAUGUUAGUGCUCAUUUGCUCGGUUGCAGUCAUCAUAAGACGUAGAAGAAAGAAGACCGAGAAUAAACCCGCAGCCCCCAGCGAGACUUCCGUGCCCUUGCCCUCGUGUGAAUCCUUACCAGAACUGGACAGCAUCACCUACACCACUGUGGAUUUUAAACCCGCCCAAAACAACGAUGCUUUUGACCUCUACGCCAAUCUGAGGAUGCACGAGAGUGAGACAGCACCAGCCAGUCGCAACACAGACACAGUGGAAUACUCCACAGUGGCCUUCAAAGUCCAAUAGGAGAGCGGUCCUGAAAAACAUACUGCAUUUUGUGCCGAAACAUUUCAGCCCACUCAAUAAGCAUAAUAAUGUUCACAUAAUGAACAAGUAAUGCUGUAGGUUUAUUCCAUGCUGAAAAGAGAAGAAAGAAAACACGACGCUUCGGCUGUGGAGCCUUCUUCGGAUGGAUGGAAUGGAAAUCAUGCAUGCAUGGAAUAACCCUAUUACUUGUUCCUUUGCAGCAUACUUGGACUGAAAGUCCUGCAAUUCAUGUAUAAAAGGCUCUCCUUGACAUUGCAAUUCUCCUCGUGUAAACAUUGUAAUGAAUGCUGCUUUUAACAUUUUUUGCACUGUUGUAAAUACACUGAAAUCUGUUUAACUGAAGAGGAGAAUCACGGGUUUAUAAUAAUAAUAAACUUUAUUUUACAUAGCACCUUUAAAGGUGGCUUCUCAAUUCA